ACCGUCUUCCUCUGUCUUUCGUUAAUUAAUGGAAUCAUUAUAUCAAGAAGCGAACAAAUUGUUGAUGGAAGUUGAGAGUCACAUAUCAUCUCUAGGGCACUCGUAUUCGCCUCAACUUGAGCAGGAAAUUGAGGGUAAAUUAGAGGAGUUGUUCUCUGAUAUUCAGAGGUUGGAGCAGAUGGUCGCUAAAGAACCACCUUCCAGGAAGCAGAGCGCCAAACUACGAGUUGAACAAUUGUCAUAUGAUUGUCAGCAUGUACAUAGUACUCUUAGGACGUUCCAACAGAAACAGCGGCUCAAGGAAAAGGAAGAGCACGAUAGGAAUGAAUUGUUGUGAAGGAGAUUUACAGCAAAUGUAUGGAUGUACACACACACACACGCGCGCGCGUGCGUCCACGCGUGCGCACACACACACACACACACACACACACACGCACACACACGCACUUGACUACAGCUGCCAGUGUCUGGCCACGCUGCCCCAUAUAUGGGGAGAGCUGAAAGAUGAGGUAGUUACUGUCUGU
Corticium candelabrum is the source of this 524-nucleotide messenger RNA. RefSeq names its product Golgi SNAP receptor complex member 2-like. The record is from RefSeq and is a predicted model, not a curated record. Lineage: Eukaryota; Metazoa; Porifera; Homoscleromorpha; Homosclerophorida; Plakinidae. Bases 29 to 337 code for a protein of 102 amino acids. The transcript is spliced from 4 exons.